This is a messenger RNA of Manis pentadactyla (Chinese pangolin), 843 nucleotides long. Its product is annotated as X-ray repair cross-complementing protein 6-like. The transcript has a single exon. The record is from RefSeq and is a predicted model, not a curated record. Gene Ontology annotation, molecular function: double-stranded DNA binding; DNA helicase activity; damaged DNA binding. NCBI's taxonomy places the organism in Eukaryota, Metazoa, Chordata, Mammalia, Pholidota, Manidae. Gene Ontology annotation, biological process: double-strand break repair via nonhomologous end joining; cellular response to X-ray; cellular response to gamma radiation. The coding region runs from base 1 to 807 and encodes 268 amino acids. Gene Ontology annotation, cellular component: nucleus; Ku70:Ku80 complex.
AUGAAAAGCUCAGUGAAUAUAGCUGAAGUGAAAAAGCUGAGGAAGCACCAUCACCUGUGGCCCUCCCUGUUCGUGUACCCCGAGGAGUCCCUGGUGAAUGGGAGCACAACCCUGUUCAAUGGGCUGCUCACCAAGUGUCUGGAGAAGGAUGUUGUGGCAGUGUGCAGAUACACCCCUCGCCAGAACAUCUCCCCUUAUUUUGUGGCCUUGAUACCACAGGAAGAGAAGCUGGAUGACCAGAAAGUUCAAGUGACUCCUCCAGGCUUCCAGCUGGUGUUCCUGCCCUAUGCUGAUGACAAAUGGAAGGUGGUGCCCUUUACUGAAAACGUCACGGAAAACCCAGAGCAGAUAGACAAGAUGAAGGCUAUUGUUCAGAGGCUCCGCUUCAAAUACAGAAGUGACAGCUUUGAGAAUCCAGUGCUGCAGCAGCACUUUAGGAACCUGGAGGCCUUGGCUUUGAAUAAGAUGGAGCCUGAACAAGCAGUAGACCUGACAAUGCCCAAGAUUGAAGAAAUGGAUGAAAGACUUGGCUCUCUGGUCGAUGAGUUUAAGGAACUUGUCUACCCACCGGAUUACGAUUCUAAGGGAAAAGUUCCCAGGGAGAAACAAGGUAGUGAAGAUUCUGGAAGCAAAAGGCCCAAGGUAGAAUUUUCUGAAGAGGAGCUGAAGGCCCAUGUCAACAAGGGCACACUGGGGAAAUUCACUGUGCCGAUGCUUAAGGGAGCCUGCAGGGUUUUGGGGUUGAAGGGUGGGAUGAAGAAGCAGGAGCUGCUGGACAUGCUCACCAAGCACUUCCAGAAGGACUGACUAGAGACUAGCCAGCCAACCACCCUUCCACACUGU